Molecule: messenger RNA, 1264 nt
Organism: Microdochium trichocladiopsis
Lineage: Eukaryota; Fungi; Ascomycota; Sordariomycetes; Xylariales; Microdochiaceae
Exons: 4
Coding region: 143-1186 (347 amino acids)
Biological process (GO): transmembrane transport
Cellular component (GO): membrane
Molecular function (GO): transmembrane transporter activity
Source: RefSeq, a predicted model, not a curated record
CAGGCGCCUGGGUCCGCUCGACCACGCACAUCGGCUCCCUCUUAUCCUUCUAGCCUCCGCGUCUGUCAAUGUAGACCACCUGCAAGCCAAGUUGCCGGAGCGGGCUCUGUGCAGAUAAGUAUCCACGACCGCGUGCACAGCCAUGUCCACGCGCGAAGGCGACAGUGAUGGGCCAGCUCUCCUGAGCGCGGAGACGGCGCCUCUACUUGGACGUGAGCCCACAACCGGCAGCCCGUCCGCACAGCACAUCCCGCCACAGGAACACGGGCUCAAGCCACAAUCUCGCUGCGAUUGGCACUGGUUUUCCGUCGUCGCCCUCGUCAUUGUGACAUCCAUCGUCUCGGACAUCGGUGAAGAUUUGUACGGCGCGCCGCGACUUCGACUGUUCGAGUCAGCCAUCUGCAAGCGCUACUAUGCCGAGCACAACCCUCUCCUCAUCGACCCCGAAGGUAGUGUCCCUGAGAGGCACUGCAAGGUCGAUCCAGUCCAGGAACGCCUCGCUGAGCUCUUGGGCUGGCUGUACUUCUCAAACAGCGUGCCGGCCAUCCUGCUCCCCAUCCCGUACGGCUACCUCGCUGACAAGUACGGCCGUCGAUGGAUUUUGGUCGGAGUAGUCGAGGCACCGACUGGCCUGGUCUGCCUGUCUUCUCUGUUCUUUCUCCUCGGCGGCGGCCCAACAACCGGGACCACUCUGCUCACAACCAUUGUUGCAGAUGUGGUGCCAUCUGAGCUGAGGGCCACAGUGUUCUUCUACCGGUUUUGCACCGACCUAGUCGCAGACCUCACACUUCCGCCAGUCACUGCCUAUCUCAUGCCAGUCGACAUUUGGGUUCCUUUGCUUGGGGGUGUCAUGUUUCAAGGCAUCGCUGCUUUGAUGACCGCCAUGAUACCCGAGACUCUACCGUAUCCGCUCACGCCGCGUGGCACUACUACUGGUCCGGGGAGCCUGGCCGUGCCGCAACCUGUACCAAGCAGUCAGUCAGAAACAUCAAAGCGAGCAACAGUCUACCAAGGCUUUAGAUCCCUCGUGCGGGAGACCGCAGCCUCUUUUAGCUUUGUCACAAGCCACUCCGCCAUUCGCGGUCUGGUUUUGACAUUUCUGAUCUCAAAGGUCGGCAGCCAAUCGACAAAUGUGCUCUACCAGUACGUCUCGAAACGCUAUGGCUGGGCCUUGUCCAAGCUAUGACUACUGCUCUCUGUCCGUGCUGCUGUUAACAUUAUGCUUUGCACUGCUAUGCUACCCGCUCUGUCGAGAUACUUGCUA